Molecule: messenger RNA, 774 nt
Organism: Gadus chalcogrammus (walleye pollock)
Lineage: Eukaryota; Metazoa; Chordata; Actinopteri; Gadiformes; Gadidae
Product: sperm acrosome membrane-associated protein 4-like
Exons: 3
Coding region: 163-540 (125 amino acids)
Source: RefSeq, a predicted model, not a curated record
CCAAUGAACCUGAUUACCUUCAUUCCUAUAUAUUUUGUUUAAUCUGUCUUUACUUCCUCGAUGCGGGACAAUAAAUACAGAGAUGAGCUGUUGAGCACCAGACUGUUGAUCCUCUGAGUCCUGUUUGUGUCCAAGCCGUCGUCUUCUGAUCUGCUGGGAAAAAUGGCCGCUGUUUGGACCAGACUUCUUCUCCUGGGAGUGUUUGUUGCCGUCGCACACGGGCUGACGUGCAGCCGCUGUCCGAUCGCGAUCUUGGGGCGAUGUCUGGGCUCCAGCGCAGAUGUCCAAUGCAACAACUCAACCAGCAGCUGCUUCAGGGGGACUGCGUCGUUCAAUGGCACCUCUAGUGCAUUCGACCUUCAAAGCCGGGGGUGUGUGAUUAAUGCCGCCUGCCGGACAGUGGGUGGCUCCUUCCUGGGAAUCGGUUAUACCGGCUCCGUCGCCUGCUGCAGGACGGACCUGUGCAACGGAGGGACAUCGGUGCAGCUGUCGCUCGCUGCCGCGUGCGUUGCCGUUCUGGCGUCGCUCUUGGCUCGUUAGACGACACAUGGCGCUACGACGAUACGUUCUCAGCAGACAGUUAUGAAUAAAUCCAUGAUUCAAGAGACCGUAAUAUAUAUUUCGAUUUAAAUGUGUUGAUUUAAGUGUGCGUCAGUUGUCAGGUCAUGGGUUUCAUAAAGUUGAAUGUUGUUAACUGGUUUAAAUAGGCCUAAUAUUGAAGAAUUAAAGGAUCAAAAAGUGUUUACCUGUGUCAAAUGAAUUGAAGUCUUCCAA